Messenger RNA from Calypte anna (Anna's hummingbird), 4145 nucleotides. RefSeq names its product fatty acid desaturase 2 (gene FADS2). The record is from RefSeq and is a predicted model, not a curated record. The coding region runs from base 13 to 1443 and encodes 476 amino acids. The transcript has 13 exons. Gene Ontology annotation, cellular component: membrane. Gene Ontology annotation, molecular function: oxidoreductase activity, acting on paired donors, with oxidation of a pair of donors resulting in the reduction of molecular oxygen to two molecules of water. Lineage: Eukaryota; Metazoa; Chordata; Aves; Apodiformes; Trochilidae. Gene Ontology annotation, biological process: lipid metabolic process.
GAAUGGAGGAGGAUGCUGGAGAGGAGGGGGGAGGAGAUCCCGGAGAAGCGCAGGGAAAGGUUGCCCCCCUCCUGCUUUUGGCAAGAAGACAAAGAAACAAGUGGCCCCAUGGGGAAAGGAGGGGAGAAAGGAGGGGAGUCGGGCGAGCCGGAGGCGCAGCUUCGCUUCUACACCUGGGAGGAGAUCCAGAAGCACAACCUGAGGACGGACAAGUGGCUGGUGAUAGAACGCAAGGUUUACAACAUCACCAAGUGGGCAAACAGACACCCGGGGGGUCACCGAGUCAUCAGCCACUGCGCCGGAGAAGAUGCCACGGAUGCAUUCCAAGCUUUCCACAUCAAUCCCACCUUGGUGAGAAAGUUUCUCAAGCCAUUACUGAUUGGAGAGCUUGCUCCAGGGGAGCCCAGCCAGGACAGAGAUAAAAAUCCCCAGCUGGUGGAGGAUUUCCGGACCCUGAGGAAGACAGCAGAGGACAUGAACUUGUUCAGAGCAAAUCCUUUGUUCUUCUCUCUUUACUUGGGCCAUAUUAUUGCAAUGGAAGUUUUGGCUUGGUUAAUGGUUUCAUACUUUGGUACUGGCUGGAUCACAACUCUCAUCCUUGCCUUCAUCCUUGCAACAUCCCAGGCCCAGGCAGGGUGGCUGCAACAUGAUUUUGGACACCUCUCUGUCUUCAAGAAGUCUUCUUGGAACCACAUUGUCCACAAGUUUGUCAUUGGACACCUGAAGGGGGCCUCUGCAAACUGGUGGAACCAUCGUCACUUCCAGCACCACGCCAAACCCAACAUAUUCAAGAAGGACCCAGAUGUGAACAUGCUGCACAUUUUUGUCCUUGGAGAUACACAGCCUGUUGAGUAUGGCAAGAAGAAGCUGAAGUACCUGCCUUACAACCACCAGCACGAGUACUUCUUCCUCAUCUUCCCACCUCUGCUCAUCCCUGUGUAUUUCCAAAUCCAAAUCAUCUCGACCAUGAUCAGGCGCAGGUUCUGGGCGGACCUAGCCUGGGCCAUCAGCUACUACCUGCGCUACUUCAUCACAUACAUCCCAUUCUAUGGUGUCCUGGGAUCCCUGUCUCUCCUCACUUUUGUCAGGUUUUUGGAGAGUCACUGGUUUGUGUGGGUCACCCAGAUGAAUCACAUUCCAAUGGAAAUUGAUUCUGAGAAGCACAGAGACUGGCUUAGCUCUCAGAUGGCAGCCACCUGCAAUAUUGAGCAGUCCUUUUUCAAUGACUGGUUCACCGGGCACCUGAACUUUCAAAUUGAGCACCAUCUGUUUCCAACAAUGCCACGGCACAACUUCUGGAAGGUGAAACCUUUGGUCAAGUCAUUAUGUGCCAAGUAUGGAGUCCAGUAUGAAGAGAAACCUCUUGGAAAAGCAUUUGUAGACAUUGUUGGGUCCCUAAAGAAAUCUGGAGCUCUGUGGCUGGAUGCUUACCUCCAUAAAUGAACAUGAGUCUUAAUGGGGAGGUGUGAGUGACAGGGAGGGAUUUGGGGGAGGGUGCAUGGGGGGGAAAUCAUAGGUGUGUCUUUUACUCUUGGAUUUCAGUCUAUAGCUACAUGCACAGUUGGAGGGGAGUUUCCUGUCUCAUGAACCUCUAUGGGCUCAGGCAACCUCUUUAGUCCAAACUGAUUAAAAAAUACACUUCAGAGGAUGACAAGCAGUGCCAGUAUUGCACAAAACAGAAGGUUGGGAGAGGAUGGAUUGAAAGAACACUUUAAAAAGGGGCAUUAAUAUCCGACCUUGACCUUCUCUUAAGAAGACUGAUUCUGCCUACACCACACAAGCCCCUGAUUCACAGGCACUUCAGACUUGUCAGGCUUCAGUGUGGAUUUGCAGCCUAGGGACACCCCAGUCAGCUUAUGCCUCUUUUUCCCUAUGUUUGUGUGAAAGAGAAGCUCAGCACAGUCUCAUUUGGUUAUCAAGGUAAAAAUAAGAUGGUCCAUGGUCUCCUGGUACCAGGGUGCUAAGCUGGGCUGAGAUGCCCAUCAGUCCUGCCUGCAGGAAUCACAUCCCCUGGGGGACUGGCAGCUGUGCUGCCCAGACUCCCACUCUCUUGAGCUCCCUCCUUCCUCUCCCUCCUCUCCUUCUCUAAUCAUAAAAUCACUUUAGUAAAAGCUGGGGUACUGACCCUGCACAACUGAUGUCUAAGCACCUCUCAGCAGGGUUAAUCUCACUGUAUUUUUAUAACCAGCCCUUAUUUUCAGGGGUCCAUGGAAGAUCUUUGGGCUUAAACAACAAAACAUCUCCUUUGGGAAAGGAUCUGUUGUCUCUUUAAUGAGCAACAGGUCUGGUAAAGUGCUAUGGCUGUCUGUAAAUUAAACAAAAGGCCAAAAUAAGCCACAUAAGCAAAACUUACUAAUUGCUUGUGGAUGCUCCAGUGUAACCACAAGUGAUCCUUUCAGCAGAGCAGAGUUGGGCUUCAGGCUGCAAAAACACAUGGUUCUGCCUGUCUGCACAUGCUUGGCAGGAACCAAACCUCUUUUUUCCUUCUCAGAGGCCAGGAGCAAUGGCAUUUUUUACCCUUCUCUUGUGAACUUGAAGGAAAUGAGUUCUCCCUGCAAGAGAAGGAGCUGCCCAACUGUUUGACUCAGCCCUUUGGGGAGGCAGCUGAGGAGAGAAUUGAUCAGGCUGUGCUGGGGAUAGGAAACCUUCUGGAAAUCCCUCUUACAAGUUGUCUAAAACUCAUAUUUUUCUGCCCAACACCUAAUUACUAAAAUCCACCUACCAGGAGAUAUGGUUGAACAGCUUCCAAGUGCUUCUGUAACAGGCAACCUGAGCCCAAAUAAAUCAAGGGCUUUAGAUUUGGUUGUAAUAGAACCAAAGAGACAGUUUAUGAUAUAAGGCCAUGGUUUCAAAAGCAGUUUUCAGUUCUGACAGCUGUCUCAUUGCUUGCUCUGAACACCCAGCAGGGAUUUUCCAGCUAUUAGGCCAUGACUUUGCAUGCCUCAUUGCUUUGCUCAGCUCUGAAACUGGAUCCUCUCUAUCAGAUCACUGAAUCAGAUCACACAGGCCCACAAAAUCAACACAAGUUCUUCCUGAACCAAGACAACUCCAGGAUUGUGAUCAGCUACUUAAAAUACAAAUAAAUCUCCUUCUUUGAAGAAUAAAAUGAGAUUAAUUCUUUGCUUACAGAUGGGAAAUUUAUAGGAGGGUUGCAACUAAAGCUAGCUAGAAAUGCUGAAGGUUUGUAAAGAGCUUAUUUUGGUGUUCUUGCCCAGCCCUAAGAUGGCAACACCCAAUCAUCACUAGAAAUGGUUAGGAUGAAAAGCUACAGCCUCUGGGUUGUCUCUGAGAAGACUUUGAGCAAUUUUUAGAGUGAAUUUCUAAUAGCACAAACAAUAAUGUCCUUUUGGGUGCUGUAAUUUCCCAGACAGGUAGUAAGAAGCUACUAGUUAGCUAGUGAUUGUGGCUAACAUUGUUAAGACUGCCUUAAUGUGCAUCUCUCUCUGCCUCCUUGAAUGUAUCUCACUCUUUCUGCUCCAGCAAGGUUGACCACAAGCACACAGCAGCAGCAGCACUACAACAAUCUUUUAAAUAUUCAGAUUAUUUUUAUGACAGUUCAUAUUUUCUCACCUUUCUGGAUUCUAUUUCCAGAGCAAAUAUUUCCUUACUACAGAUGCCUCUUCUUCCUCACUAUUCUCCCCUCUUCUCCCUGUUACCUUUCUUCUUGGGGAACCAUUUGAACCAUUUGCUUUUUAACAUCUAGAGAAACUGCAGGAAACUGGUAGCUCAGCCUAGGUAGAGUCCUGCUUUAGGUGCUUUAGCAGCUUGAAGUCCCUUUUGCCACUUCACCAGCCUACUGGAAGGACUCUUUUUUUCUGCUAAAGACCCAAAGAACUGCCAGCACAACAGCCUGGCCUAACAGGACACAGCAGCUAUGGAAGUAUGGAAGAACUUCAAACACCCAAGGAGAGAAAGCAACCAUGCUGCAACAACCUACAGGAGGACAGACCAGCUCUUAGGCAAAUGGGAAAUUUUUUUUCACAAGACCUUGGAAGAUUCCAAGGAGAAGAAAGGGGGGAAAGAGGAAAGAGCUUGGUAUUAACUCUGCCCCAGCUACUUGCUUCUUUUGGACUCUCAAAAAACACUCUUUUCAUGAAAAAUGUUCAGUUGCUCAAAUCCAAAAAUAAAAACCUUGCAACACUGUA